AUGGCGAUGGAUGCAGAAGACGGAGAAAUCGUUGACUCUGCAGAUGAAGAGAUUAAAACUCGACUUAAUUUCAUCCGGCCGGAUGAAGUGACGAAUGACGGUAGAAAUAUGGAAACUGAUGAAGUUGAUCAUGAACAUGACAAUGAUUACAUUGUGCCAGCACAUCAACGACAAUCAGAGAAGCGAGAAGAAGCCGCAUCACUAACAAUCUCAACUCGCAGAAGUCGACUGUUGGAUGAACUGAGAAGUGAUGAGUCAGACAGUGAUGGGGAUGGUGACAUGAGAGGAAGCCUUGACUGUGAGAAUGGAAGACGGAGAGCGAGGAGAAGAGCCAAAUUUGACAGUGAAGUCACAAAAACUGAAAAUAUUCAAACUUAUCAGACUGAUGAGGUAAUGGAAGAAACAGCAAAGAAAUCAGAUGAAAUUACGAAAAGAAAAACACGAAUUCGAGGAGGAGUUAAACAGUCUAGGAAGGCAAAGAGACAAGUUGUUGAGCAAUCUAUGGCUAAAAGACGUUGCAUACAACAGGCAAAGAAAUGUGAGAGUAAAUAUCCAUUGGCUAAAGAUCUUCUUAGUUCUAAUCCAUUAAAUGUCACUGCUGAAGACCCUCCUCUUCAUGUUGCACAUCAGCUUGCAAAACGAAUGAAGGAGCCAAACGUCAAGCUGAUGAAACAUGUAACAUGCACAGUUGGGUCAGAACGUGCAAUUCAACUCUCAAAAGAGACAGAAGAUUGCAUCGCACAAGGUGGGAUGCUCACUAGUGAUGGAACUCGAAGGAGGACAGCAGGAGGUAUUUUCUUCACACUAUUGAAGAGUUGCCAAUACAUAUCCGAUACAGAGAGAGCAGCCAUAUUUGCUGAGGAAAAGAAAUUUGCAAAAAUAAAGAAACGACAAGCUCGUACCGAAACUUCUAAAAGACUUGAUUGCAAUGCAAUUUCAAACCAUUGAUAUUAGGAAAUGUCAAAUUACGAUAUGUGAUAGUGAAUUUUGAUUGCAACAUAAAGCACCAACC
Corticium candelabrum is the source of this 1012-nucleotide messenger RNA. Its product is annotated as phosphorylated adapter RNA export protein-like. The transcript has 4 exons. Lineage: Eukaryota; Metazoa; Porifera; Homoscleromorpha; Homosclerophorida; Plakinidae. Gene Ontology annotation, biological process: snRNA export from nucleus. The record is from RefSeq and is a predicted model, not a curated record. Bases 1 to 948 code for a protein of 315 amino acids.